GGCAACGCCUUCCGGAAGAUCUCCGCGCUGGCGGCGCCGGUCGCCAUCCCGAAGCAGCAGGGCCUCACGCGCCAGCAGGCGCUGGGCCGACUCGGCGGCAAGUGCGCCGGGUCCAUCGGCGAGAACAAGUUCGCCGUCGAGGUCGCGGCCGACGGAAGAUCGAGGUGCCAAUUGCGGACGUGCAAGGUCCCGCUGAAGAUCGGCGAGUUACGCCUUGGAAAAAGACCGCCGUCGCUACGCCACGGCCAGAACAAGAAGUGCACGUGGUACCAUCCCGAAUGUGCCAUGGUCGCCUUCGCGGCCUGCUCGAAGAAGUCGCGCGUCGUCGAGCGCGUCGAGGACAUCGACUACGGCUUCGAAAGUCUCUCGGCGAAGGACCAGCAAAGAAUUAGAAAGGCCAUCGCGAACCGGCCCGUCGACAAGAGCGUUGUCCAGAGAAAGCCCUCGUCGAAGCCCCGCAAGUGCCACAAGGUCCCGAUUGUACAUGCCAUCGACACGGACACGUCGUGUGCUUCCUCACUAGAUGAGCGCGUCGGCCGGCUGACGGACGACGAGGACGUCGACGAGAAGCCUUCUGGGUCGAUCUCCAUGUUGCGAGCCGCCGGAUCGUUUGUCAUGUCUCCGAGCAACCCGCCGCCGGCGCCGACCGAAGUCGCCGAGGAACUGGCCAGUUUCGCGUUCGGCGGCUCGUUGGAUUUCAACGAAGCCAUGUCGUCCGAGAUGCAGGACGAGCCGUUUUAUCGGGACGCGUUUUAUCGUUCUCCUUCGCGCUUAGAAGAGGCUCUCUCCGCGCCUCUGCCGCCGUCGCCGCCGGGCCAAUACUCAUUAUUGCGGCCGCAACUCAAUGAUGGUACGGUCGACUGGCCGCAGGUGCCCCUCGACCAGCUCGUCGACGUCGCGAUCACCGGUCCCCUGGCCUUAGUAGCCUGCGAUGAUGAUGUAGAAACAGUCUCCGGCGACGUCGACGUCGACUUCGCUGAUCCCUAG
Molecule: messenger RNA, 987 nt
Organism: Pelagomonas calceolata
Lineage: Eukaryota; Pelagophyceae; Pelagomonadales; Pelagomonadaceae
Source: the annotation of a GenBank genome assembly